Messenger RNA from Cydia pomonella (codling moth), 2637 nucleotides. RefSeq names its product ankyrin repeat domain-containing protein 54. NCBI's taxonomy places the organism in Eukaryota, Metazoa, Arthropoda, Insecta, Lepidoptera, Tortricidae. The coding region runs from base 146 to 952 and encodes 268 amino acids. Gene Ontology annotation, molecular function: protein binding. Gene Ontology annotation, cellular component: cytoplasm; nucleus. The record is from RefSeq and is a predicted model, not a curated record. The transcript has a single exon.
ACAGAAGAAAUUCACAAAGCAAGCAAAGCAAACAAGUUUUGUGUUAUUUCUCUAUUUGUGUUUCUUUUGAAUAAGUAAUAAAUGGUCACGUUUUAAUACACCAUUUGAGAAAUUAACAUAAUCGAGAAAAUUACAACUGUGAACUAUGGCUGAUUCGGGAGUAGAUACCAGCAAUGAAAGUAGCGACAACCCGAUUUUCGACCAUUCGCAGUGUGUGUUGGAAUUUAAUCCUCGAGCAAUACCCAUCAAUCUCGCGGGGCAGCCCAUGCCCGUGGAGUUCUUAAGUGAACCCAAUCCACACGAUCACAUCGGUAAAAUCAAGUGUUCUACCAAAGGGAGACACUGCAGGCUUAAGUAUCGGUACGGUGGGACAAUCUGCUCGUCUAGAAACCAGAAACUUCGUUUCGCCGCCUCCACAAACAACACAGAGCUCGUAGAGAAGUUGUUGCUCUUAGGGGCUGAUCCUAAUUCGUCAGAUGAGUUCAAAAGGAGCCCACUGCACCUGUCUUCGUGCCGCGGCUACGUGGACGUGGUGAGAACAUUGUUAAAACACGGCGCUAACCCGAAUAUCAAGGAUACCCUGGGCAACACUCCUCUCCAUCUCGCAGUUUGUAUGAAUCAUGUGAAAGUAGUGAUAGAAUUGCUGGAUGCAGGUACUGAUGUCAGCUCACAUGAUAAUAAUGGGCGCAACCCUAUCCAGCUUGCACAGAGCAAGCUUAAGCUGAUCCAGAUGCGUCCCAGUGUUGCAGGACACUUUGAGGAAACCAGGCAAUUGAUUGCUGACAUCUGCUUGGUGGUAGAAAUGAUGUUAAAGUUCAUGAGGAUGCAGAAAGCUGAUCCUGGCGAGCUGGAGUCUGUGCGGGAGAGGCUGGAACGCGUCAGCACUCGGGAACAAGUUGACUGCGAAGUCCAGAAUCUACUUGACAGUCUAGACUCUUUGAAGCUCAGAUAAAAUUACUUUACAGAAUAAGAUUGAAGACUGCUUACAAAUUAAUGGUAACUACUGCCUAACAUGAGCUCACAAUUUUACAGUAGAAUAGUGUGACUAAGAUGUUCAAUAAUAUAUUGACAAGUGUAUGAGGUCCAACUGUAACAAACUUACAUGAACUGUAUUUUUUUUUUUGAUCUCACACUUAUUUUAGUACCUCACCAUUGCUAAAGGUCUGAAUAUCUGGACAUGCAUUUGCAUAAGUUGGAUAAUUUUGUUUUGAUUUCAUGUAUUGCAAGACACACUCAAAGAUAUCUUAACAUCCAUCCAACAACUUGCUAAUAGAGUGGGUGUUAAGAUAUUGUACUAAUUUAAUAGUAUAUUUAAAUUAAAAACAUGUUACUGUUGUGUAAUUUCACAUUAAAUGUCAGUUUCAUUACAACAUGCUAUGUCCUAAAGUUGCAUUUUACAUGUAGCUAUACAACAUCUGAGGCAACUUUCACUAAGAGUUUAAGUUCCAUCAGCUUUGGGAGCUUCCCAAAACCACAAUGGCUUUUCACGCUAAAAACUCCACACAAUGAUCAAUAGGUAAGUUAAGCAUAAAUUACUUGGUAGAGAAUUUAUUUACCUACUUACUUUUGUAAGUUUUACUACUGUAGGUUUCAAUUUGUUAGAAUGAGAGAUGAAUAAUGUUAUCUCCUUCUAAAAAAUAGCUGUCUCUAUGGGUCUUGACAUUUACCAUUGGGCGAACGCUAUAAAAUUUUAGGCUAAUUUUUCUUUAAAAUAUUGAGAGCCAGGAACCCACUUGGCUGGUUAUCUGUUUGUAGUCGCUCUCCUCUACAAAGUGGGAAAACACUGGGAUUGGCUACAAUCUAAUCUAAACAUAUUGCUCUAGCAUAUUGAAAUGAUACGAGGCAUAUAAUAAAAUUUAUAUUUUCGAUAUUCAGUCUUCUGGGCCCUACUUUAGUAAAACUUACAAGUGUAAGUCUGACCUUAUGAUAACAAUUAUAUGUAUAUCUUUAAGUAAUGAAGUUUUAAGAAAUGCUACAAAUUUAGGUGAAGAUGACUAUUUAUAAGUAUGAUUACCAGACAUAGGAAUCUGUGAGGCAAAAUUGUUUGACAAGUAGGGAGUUCCUGUAUCAAUAAACUCAACUAUCAAUACACUAUAUACUAGUGAUCACUCAAGGGUUUGCUUGUAAAAAUAAGCUCUAAGACAAGACAAUAUUAUAAUUUUACUCAUCCCAAUUUUUUUCUUCGUGAAUGUCCCAUUUACUAUUAUUAAAGUAAACAACCAGAAUUUGUUCCAUAUUUUCGGGAAUUGGGAUGAGUAAAAUUAUAAAAUUGUCUGGUCUUGUCUUAAAAACAAAGAAGAGUAUAUUGAGUUGUUAUUUAAUUAUUUUUUGAAUCUUAAUAAAAACAUAUUUUUACAAGCAAACUUGAGUGAUCACUAGUAUAUAGAACUAGCAUCGAUAGUCGAGUUUAUCGAUACAAACUCCCUACUUGUCAAAUAAUUUUGCCCCACGGAUUCCUAUGUUUGAUGAUUACUUUUUAUUUGUACACUAGAGUGUAGUAAAUUUUCGGAUGAAUUUAAAUAACAUUGAAGUGGGAUAAUGUUAUUUUAUAUUAUAGUUAUUUUAAUCGUAAAUAAAAUUUGUUAAUAGAUAAAUACAUUGUAAUAAUAAAGUUUUUGAAUUUAUUAAAUUGCAAAA